CACACACACACACACACACACACACAGAGGAGGAGGGAGACAAAAAAUGGCGGACGGUGUUGACCACAUCGAUAUUUACGCUGAUGUAGAAGAGGAGUUUAAUCAGGAAUCAGAUUAUCCUGUUCAUGAGCAGAUUGACCUGUAUGAUGAUGUUAUCUCACCAUCUGCCAACAAUGGGGAUGCACCUGAAGAUCGAGAUUACCUGGAUGCCCUGCCAGCACCUGGAGGCUCUGAGGGUUCCAAAGGGGCUCCACCGAAUGUUGUCUACACCUACACUGGCAAAAGAAUCGCUCUGUACAUAGGCAACCUCACAUGGUGGACCACUGAUGAGGAUUUGACAGAUGCUAUCCGCUCGGUAGGCAUAAAUGAUGUCUUGGAGAUCAAGUUUUUUGAGAACAGAGCAAAUGGGCAGUCGAAAGGGUUUGCUCUGGUCUGCGUGGGUUCAGAUGCCUCAUCCAGAAAGCUCAUGGACUUGCUGUCAAAACGAGAACUGCAUGGACAGAAUCCAAUCGUCACCCCGUGCAACAAGCAGUCACUCAGCCAGUUUGAGAUGCAGUCGCGAAAAAGUGAGCGAGGUACGCAGUCAGGGCAGAUGUCAGGUGAGGGUAAAGCUGGGCCCCCAGGUGGGCCACGUGCUGGCUUUCCUCUUGGAGGCAGAGGUCGAGGGCGCUUUCCAGGCCCUCCUGGACCAGGAAGUGAUCGCUUACCUGGGCCAAUUGGUCCUGGCGGGCCUCCACCACACUUCCCAGGUAUGCAAGGACCACUCCGUCCUCCAUCUGGUCCUCCUGGGCAUCCAGGACCCCCUGGUCCCCCGCUACCUGGACAAGGAUUGCUGCCUCCUCUUGGGGGACCCCCUAACAGAGGAGACCGCCCCCCUCCGCCAGUCAUGUUUCCUGGUCAGUUUGGUCAGCCUCCAAUGGGUCCAAUGCCCCCUGGACCACCUCCACCAGGCUACGGCCCACCCCCAGGACCCCCUCCCCCUCAACAGGGUCCACCUCCUCCAGGACCAUUCCCUCCCCGUCCUCCUGGACCUCUAGGACCCCCUCUUGGCCUCGCGCCCCCACCUCACAUGCAGGGGCCUCCACCUGGAGGUCCACCACCAGCUCCUCAUGUCAACCCGGCCUUCUUUCCUCCGCCUGGAAACAACAGCAUGCCGUCGUCUGAAGGCAGGGGACCACAACCCGGAGACCCGUACGGCCGCCCACCCUACGAAAGAGACUAUGGCCCUGGUGGCAGGGACAUGGACUCUCGAACUCCUCUGAGCGAAGCAGAGUUUGAGGAAAUCAUGAAUCGAAACAGAGCGAUCUCCAGCAGUGCCAUUUCCAGGGCAGUGUCAGACGCCAGCGCAGCUGAUUACGGCAGUGCUAUAGAGACUCUGGUGACAGCCAUUUCUCUGAUCAAGCAGUCAAAGGUUUCUGCUGAUGACCGCUGCAAGGUUCUCAUCAGCUCACUGCAGGACUGCUUGCAUGGAAUUGAGUCCAAAUCUUACGGUUCUGCCACCAGACGGGAAAGGUCGAGGGAGAGGGACCACAGUCGCUCCCGUGAGAAGAACCGCCGGCACAAGUCGCGCAGCCGUGACCGCCAUGAGGACUAUUACAGAGAGCGCAGCCGUGAGAGGGACCGUCAUCGCGAGCGUGACCGUGACCGCGAGAGAGAUAGAGAGCGUGAGCGGGAGUAUCGCCACCGUUAGUCGGAAGCUGAACGCAAGAGGAGGAGCAGUGACGCCAGGAGCGACGCAGAUUCAUCCGACAGCGACCCGCCGUCACAGACUCCAGACCGGACUCAGGAUAAACUCUGCAGCGCUACAGUUCUGUAAAAUAUUAUAUACUCUUAAUUCCCAACAGCUUUUUUUAUUUUUUACGUUUUAUUUGAAAGUAGUUGUGUGUAAGUUCAGCUUCUUUAUGAUAGAGAAUUACUUGCCUGCUCUAUUCACAGUACACAAAACAACUUUCAGACUGCUAUAAUGUGUAAAUUGUUAGCUAGAUUUGUUUUUAUAGGCGUUUUGUUUUUCUCUUUUCCCCUUGUCCAUGUUUGUGUCUUCUGCCUUGAUUAUUAAAUAGAAUAUGUGUUGUAAUAAAGUUUGCAUUGGGGUUGUUGCUUGUUUACACUGAAUGUUUAAUGUGUUGCAUAAUUUUUUUUAAAUCGAAUUUGGGUUGAACCAUAAACUCAAAUGUGCACCUAAAGUUUUGCUGUUAAAAAUGGCUGUGAUUUUUGCAGUUGGUAUUUUUGCUGUACCAUUGUGCCUUUCUAGUUAAAUAUAAAUUCAUUAUAGCAUGGUUAAAAUUUUAAUUACUUGGGCAAAUUAAUAUAUUUUUCAUAAUCCUGAUCAAGAGAAAAUAUAGAAAAUUCUUAUUCGAAAUUUCUCAAUUGUAUCAAUUCAUGAAGCUCAGGUUUGCCACCAUUAACAUAACAAAAUGUCUUGAGUGUUAUUGGAACCACAAAUUCAAAACUGUGAAAUUUCUUCCUUGUCCAUUUGUUUUCCUCAUCUUCAUUUGUAAUUGGAUUCUAAUAUGUCUACAUUAGACACUUCAAUGAUCCAAAUGUUUAACUUGCUUUGUGCUCAUUGCCAAUGUUUUUAUGCUUAUAUAUGUAGACGAACUUGUUCAUGUCAGAGGUAACCUCCAUUACCUUUAAACAUAUGUUGAAAGAUUAAUGUGAGUUCUUGUCAGACAAACAUGGCAAUGUAAUAUAAAUGGUCAAAUAUUGAUUUUAGAUGCUUUUUGAGCUUAAUUUACACGUAAUGUCACUGACUGCUGUGUACAUGUGCAUUGAUCUGUUUAGACGAAAUAUGUGAAUCAUGUUUGAGGGCUUUUGAUGGCCUUGUCCAUUAGUUCCAGUAGAUUUACAUGAACAAGGUCAUCUUUACAAAUGAUGUCCAAAAGUGCUGCCUAUUUUUGAAAACAUUUUAGUGAUUCAUGCAACCAGUUACAAGUGGGAAAACAACGUGUGUUUGUGUCCCCGCGUCCUCAUGCUCAGAAUCACCUGGAUUUAGAGGUAAGUUGUGUUUUGUUGAGUUUUUUUAAACCGCACUGAUUGUGUCUUUGUAAGUGCUUUGCAGCUGUCACCAAGUUUACAAAGAGCGUUUCCUCGGGGAUGAUUGUUUUCCUAAUGAUUUCUAAACCAUGUGGUUCAAUAUGCACAUUUAGUUAAAUCCACUACCUGCGUGCUUGAUGUGGGCCAAAUGUAUCCUCUCAAUAGAACAUAUUCAGAGGAAUUACCAUUUCAAAAACUUUUUGCAAAAUAAAUGUUUCGGAACUAGA
This is a messenger RNA of Triplophysa rosa, 3260 nucleotides long. It is a transcript of the gene cpsf6, whose product is annotated as cleavage and polyadenylation specific factor 6. The coding region runs from base 47 to 1690 and encodes 547 amino acids. The transcript has 10 exons. Gene Ontology annotation, biological process: mRNA alternative polyadenylation. Lineage: Eukaryota; Metazoa; Chordata; Actinopteri; Cypriniformes; Nemacheilidae. The record is from RefSeq and is a predicted model, not a curated record. Gene Ontology annotation, cellular component: mRNA cleavage and polyadenylation specificity factor complex. Gene Ontology annotation, molecular function: mRNA binding.